AUGUCUGACGACGAGGAGAUAGUUGAUAAUCCAUGGAAGAUGGAGACGCUCAAAAUCAGUCCUGAAGACAACCCACAUGGCAUGCUUGAAGAAUCCGCAUUUGCCACCUUGUUUCCCAAAUACCGCGAAAAGUACCUAAAGGAGUGUUGGCCGCUGGUGCAGAAAAGCCUCUCCGAUUACAAUAUUCGCGCUCAGCUUGAUCUCGUCGAGGGCAGUAUGACAGUGGCCACCACUCGAAAAACGUGGGAUCCAUUUAUCAUCAUCAAGGCUCGUGAUAUGAUCAAGUUGCUAGCUCGCUCAGUGCCAUAUGAGCAGGCCGUUAAGAUUUUAGACGACGAUAAUGGCUGUGAGAUAAUCAAGAUCGGUGACAUGGUGAGCAACCGCGAACGAUUCAUCCGGCGAAGACAAAGGCUGCUCGGGCCCAAUGGAUCAACACUGAAAGCUAUCGAACUGCUUACCAACUGCUAUGUGCUAAUUCAGGGAAACACUGUCGCGGCAAUUGGUCCUCACAUGGGUCUCAAGCAAGUAAAUCGCAUUGUGGAGGAAACAAUGCGAAACGUACAUCCAAUUUACAACAUAAAAGCUUUAAUGAUUAAGCGGGAACUGGCAAAAGAUCCAAAGCUGAAGAAUGAAGACUGGUCUCGCUUUUUGCCUAAGUACAAAUCUCGUACACUUUCUAAGCGUAAGAAGCCAAAGGUUGUGCGAAAGAAGGCAGACUACACGCCAUUCCCGCCUGAACAACCGGAGAGUAAAUUGGACAAAGAACUUGCGUCAGGCGAAUUCUUUAUGAAGGAAAGGGAGAAAAAGCUAACUAAACUGCGAGAAAAGGUCGGCGGCAAGGUGAAUGCACAAAAGGCACAGCAGGAGAAGCGGGCUGCUGCCUUUGUCCCACCCGAGGAGAGUGCGGCCAACCGAGGGGGCACUGCGUCCGAUUCGAAAAAGCAAUCAAAUGAUGUUGAUCUAAACAAACUGAAGAUGAAAGUAAAGAAGAUGAAAAAGAUUACAUUAUCAAAGUAA
Rhagoletis zephyria (snowberry fruit fly) is the source of this 1017-nucleotide messenger RNA. NCBI's taxonomy places the organism in Eukaryota, Metazoa, Arthropoda, Insecta, Diptera, Tephritidae. The record is from RefSeq and is a predicted model, not a curated record.